CUGCACCCACGUGUGGCGGAGUUAUAUGCUCCUAGCGGGCAGAGGAGCUGGGGAGUGUGGAACCAGCUGGCUCAGGAAGAAAAGCGGCACCAUGGCCAGCAAGAAAGUCUGCAUUGUCGGCUCCGGCAACUGGGGCUCAGCGAUCGCCAAGAUUGUGGGUGGCAAUGCAGCCCAGCUGGCACGCUUUGACCCACGGGUGACCAUGUGGGUGUUUGAGGAAGACAUCGGGGGCAGAAAGCUGACAGAGAUCAUCAACACACAGCAUGAAAAUGUCAAAUACCUGCCAGGGCACAAGCUUCCCCCCAACGUGGUGGCUGUCCCAGAUGUGGUCCAGGCUGCAGUGGAUGCUGACAUCCUGAUCUUUGUGGUGCCCCAUCAGUUCAUCAGCAAGAUCUGUGAUCAGCUCAAGGGCCAUCUGAAGGCAAACGCCACUGGGAUAUCUCUUAUUAAGGGUGUAGAUGAGGGCCCCAAUGGGCUGAAGCUCAUCUCUGAAGUGAUCGGGGAGCGGCUCGGCAUCCCCAUGAGUGUGCUGAUGGGGGCCAACAUUGCCAGCGAGGUGGCUGAUGAGAAGUUCUGUGAGACAACUAUUGGCUGCAAGGACAACGCCCAGGGACAGCUUCUGAAAGAACUGAUGCAGACACCUAAUUUCCGCAUCACAGUGGUGCAAGAGGUGGACACAGUAGAGAUCUGUGGGGCCUUAAAGAAUGUAGUGGCCGUGGGGGCUGGCUUCUGCGAUGGGCUGGGCUUCGGCGACAACACCAAGGCAGCGGUGAUCCGGCUGGGGCUUAUGGAGAUGAUCGCCUUUGCCAAAAUCUUCUGUAAGGGUCCUGUGUCCCCUGCCACCUUCUUGGAGAGCUGCGGUGUUGCUGACCUCAUCACUACCUGCUACGGAGGGCGGAACCGAAAGGUGGCUGAGGCCUUUGCCCGGACAGGAAAGUCCAUUGAGCAACUGGAGAAAGAGAUGCUGAAUGGGCAGAAGCUGCAGGGGCCCCAGACAGCCCGGGAGCUGCACAGCAUCCUCCAACAAAAGGGCCUGGUGGAUAAGUUCCCUCUGUUCAUGGCUGUGUACAGGGUAUGCUACGAGAGCCAGCCAGUGGGUGAAUUCAUCCGCUGCCUGCAGAAUCAUCCAGAACAUAUGUGAGCAGCGCUAUGGCCCAGGCCAGGCAGUUUCUUUACCCCGGCGGAGACAGGCAGAAGCUUGGGUACCUGGCACCAGGAUCUCUGGGUCUCCCCACAGAGCAGCCUCUUCUCAGCUCUUCCCUGGAGGACAGGGGGCUGUGGGGCCCUACGACCUGUCUGGAAAUCCUAAACCACGAAGCAGCCUGCAGCCUCUUGCCACAUCUCACCAGGAAUCGAGAUGCCUGUCCCUCUCCAAACAUGGGGCUUUCUCCCUGUCCUCUGGGAAGCCCCCGUGCUGUCUGCUUUGGGCAUGUGUGGUGGGGUGGAGGGUGGAGGGGUAGCGAGGUAAGGCAAGGCAAUGGCUACCCACUGCUGCAUCACAUAGAACAGGAAUCCUGUUCCCAAGCCCGGCUGAGUGGCUAAAGAAUUAUCUCAGCUACAAGAGGGAUGAGACAAGGCCUGUCAGGGAGGGGUUUGAGAUUUUGAGCUGACAUACGGACUCCUUUGCUCUGUCUGACCUCUGCCAGGCCCCACACAGCAUCAAUGGAUCUCAGUGUUUGUUAACAAAAUACAAAGAUCUCAACCCCCUUCUAGCUUCUCCUAGCAACAUCUGCGUCCUCAGAAACCUCUGGUCAUUCCCCUUCCCCUCCCCCAGGCUGCCCUGGCACCACAGUUACUGCCAUGCUGGCAUUUCUGGCCCUGGGGCUUGUCAUUCUCCCCAUGGACUUCCCGGUUCCUAAUUCUUUGCCAGCUCCUCCCCACUGUGUGUGACCUUUGCAAGCCUUCCCUCUCCCUCCCCACCAGCACCCUCUUUGGGGAGCAGGAACUUAAUCUGCUGACAGAGCUACACCUUUUCAUAGCAGGCUCAGAUCACUCUGCUCCCUGUGACCUUCGUAUCUGCCUUGCCCCUCUUCACAGGAGCUCUAGUGGCAGGGGAGGUUUCGGCUGGGUCCCUCCUCCUGCUGUCUCCCCAGAACAUCCUUGGCUCCACCCCCUUUCCUUCUCCCAAACCCUGUACAUAUUUCUCAGCUGCCUCCAGAGCGGCCAGGGCAGCUAACAAGCACCUGUAUCUAGAAGCCAGGGGGCUAGAGAGUGUCCCAAAGGCUGAGCAGGCGUAGGGAAGGGUGAGCAGAUCCCCAUGUUGCUGGGUCCUGAUGUUCCAAGGCCAGCUCUCUGUCAUCUGCCUUCUCACAAGGUAUAUAUGAGUACCCCCAAGAGCUAGGAGACUGAAGGAAGAGGAAAAACAAUUAAAACCACCCUAUCCCUUAGGGCAGAGAUUUUUAAACUUUUUCAUUUCACAGCACACAUAAACUAAUUACUAAAAUUCUGUAGCACACACAAAAUAUAUUUUUUACCAAGCUGACAAAAAAAAAAAUAGAUACAAUUUUCAUUCAUUCACACUGGACAGCUCUUGUUGUGUUGGCUGUUGUCAUUUUUUUUUUUUUUAAUUUGACAAUUUAAGAGAAAAGAAUGCCCGACUAAAGAGUCAGGUAUUGCAUGUUAUAAACAUUCUUGCAGCACAUCACACACCGGCUCAAAACUGCUGCCCUAGGGUAAGGGAAGAACAGAAAGGGGAGGAGGGAGAGGAGUGUGCUUUGCCUGGCUUAGCUCCAGGAUGGGAUGGCAGUGGGGAAUGUCACAGGUCAGCAGCCUAGCUAGGCUCCUGGCUAUAAAUAGGCUCUGAGCGCCUGAGAAACUCCUUCGGGUAGAGGAAAGGGUCUCAGCUUCCCGAGUGGCAGCACCUGGCACACUAUGGCCCUGGCCAGCAUGUUAACUCUCGCUUAUUCCCGGCCUGGUAACCAAGGGAGGCAGGCUCCUCUCAGCUUCUAGCCGUUGAGAACUCUCUUUCCAGUGAAGGGCAGGGCUGCCUGAAUCAGGUAGCAGGAGUGAGGCACACAGUCCCCCCAGAUCUGGCUGGACCCAGUCAGGGGCACUGACUGAAUAUAGGAGGUCAAAGUGGGGGCAGGAAGCCAGCUUUCUUCCCUCACCAGCAGCUGCGAUCUUGUUAGAUAGUCAAACAUAUCUUGUGUUUACCUACUGUUUGUUGCUCACUCCACAGUUAACUGAAUCGAAGGUCUUCGAAUCAGGCCUAUUUAUCUACCCAAUAAAGCGUGGUUUUACCAGAAA
Molecule: messenger RNA, 3246 nt
Organism: Pteronotus mesoamericanus
Lineage: Eukaryota; Metazoa; Chordata; Mammalia; Chiroptera; Mormoopidae
Gene: GPD1
Product: glycerol-3-phosphate dehydrogenase 1
Exons: 8
Coding region: 26-1141 (371 amino acids)
Biological process (GO): carbohydrate metabolic process; glycerol-3-phosphate catabolic process
Cellular component (GO): glycerol-3-phosphate dehydrogenase (FAD) complex; cytosol
Molecular function (GO): protein homodimerization activity; NAD binding; glycerol-3-phosphate dehydrogenase [NAD(P)+] activity
Source: RefSeq, a predicted model, not a curated record